This is a messenger RNA of Saprolegnia parasitica CBS 223.65, 440 nucleotides long. RefSeq lists its product as hypothetical. The record is from RefSeq and is a predicted model, not a curated record. Bases 17 to 373 code for a protein of 118 amino acids. NCBI's taxonomy places the organism in Eukaryota, Oomycota, Saprolegniomycetes, Saprolegniales, Saprolegniaceae. The transcript has a single exon.
CGAUCGACCUCAAAGCAUGUUUGCCACUUCGAGUCUGCCCGACGACCACGACAGUCACUUGUCGCACGACGACGAGACCGCGUCGAGCUCGGGCGUCAGCAGCGUCGCCAGUCCCGAGCGGAAAGCGCGCCGCCGCCGCCGCGUGCUCACCAAGGAGCAGCUCGAGCUGAACCGGGCGCGGUCCCGCAAGUACUACGCCCGGAACCGCGACGUUGUCCUCGCCAAGCUCCGCGCACAGUACGUCGAGAACCGCGAGAAGGAGCGCGACCGCCAGCGCGACAAGUACCUUCGCAACAAAGCCCGCAAGCUCGAGAUGAAGAAGCUCGCCGAGUCGGCGUCGACCCCACUGAGCCUUGCCUACAUCCUCAACUAAAUUGCCGCGUCCUUAUCUAUUAUUUAAUACGACAAAUCCUCCCAACCACGUCAACAAAACCAAUAUU